AUGACGAAGGUCUUCACCACCCCAACAUCCCUUGAUCGUGUACUAUCACCAGAAAUGAAAGAUUCAGUGACAGCCGUGGAGAAGAUCGUCGGCUACAACUUCAAGAACAAGAAGCUUCUAGAAGUAGCUCUCACCCACCCCUCCUAUAAACGCCUUGGCCUUGCGACCCUUGGCGACAGCGCUCUUAACCUUGCAAUGACCAACCACUUCUGUUGUAUGGCUGACCACCGUCAGUUCAGCGAAGGCCAACUCACUUUGCUACGCUCUGCCAAUGUUAGCAACCACAAACUCGCCUGCGUCGCCGUUCGUCAUGGCCUUUAUCGCUACCUUCGCCACAAUGAACCUGCUUUUGAUGAUAAAAUUGGGGAGUUUGUUGAAGCAGUAAUUAAUGGAGAAGAAGACGUGGGGUUCUUUGAGUCCGAUGAACCCAAGGUUCUUGCAGAUAUUGUUGAGUCCGUGGCAGCUGCUAUUUACAUUGAGCUAAAUUUUGAUCUUGUUAAACUAUGGAUGAAAUUUAAGCCUCUUUUGGAGCCUAUAUAUACUCUUGAAAACUUGCGAGAUCACCCGAUGACAAUAUUGAAAGAGUUUUGCGAGAAGAGCGGGAAGCGCCUUGACCUUAGUGGAUCGGAUUCUGCAAAACGGAAGAAUACCGCACAGCGUAUUGCUGCUAAACAAGCUAUACAAAAGUUGUCGCAAUUGAUGGAUGUAAACAACGAAGGUACUGCAGCUGGAAACGACAACUCAUUUCGUAUUGAAGAAGCGACGCAUGAGUUGCAUGUGCGUUGUGCCAAGAAGUGGUUGCCUAAACCAGCUUACAAAAAGGAGAAGGUAUCAGGUCCUCCACCUUCACCCAAAUUUGUAUACUCAGUUCAAGUGGAAACUUCAGAUGGUACCGUGAAAUCUGUGAAGGGAGAUGAAAAGUCAAGAAUACAAUAUGCGAAGAAUUCUGCAGCUCACAAGAUGAUCCUUACUUUACAAGAAUAUGAUAAUGUGAUCAACACCAAAGAAUCCGAUUUCGAAAUGGGCUAUAUUCCCUCACUCUACACACUUGAGGCUAAGGCCUAUAGGGUGAUAAGAAGUCUCUUGGUGUUUUGUUUGAAGGGAAUAUGUCUGCUAGUUAUUGUCUCUGUUUUGGCCAGCUUAGUUGCUGAGGGGUAUGAAUUCCCAACCAGACUUGGCAAGGCAUGA
Messenger RNA from Prunus armeniaca (apricot), 1188 nucleotides. The record is from the annotation of a GenBank genome assembly. NCBI's taxonomy places the organism in Eukaryota, Viridiplantae, Streptophyta, Magnoliopsida, Rosales, Rosaceae.